This is a messenger RNA of Periophthalmus magnuspinnatus, 3484 nucleotides long. It is a transcript of the gene rhbdf1b, whose product is annotated as rhomboid 5 homolog 1b (Drosophila). The coding region runs from base 225 to 2945 and encodes 906 amino acids. The record is from RefSeq and is a predicted model, not a curated record. Gene Ontology annotation, cellular component: endoplasmic reticulum membrane. Gene Ontology annotation, molecular function: serine-type endopeptidase activity. NCBI's taxonomy places the organism in Eukaryota, Metazoa, Chordata, Actinopteri, Gobiiformes, Gobiidae. The transcript has 20 exons. Gene Ontology annotation, biological process: regulation of protein secretion; regulation of epidermal growth factor receptor signaling pathway.
GUCACGCUGCAGACAUACGCGGAGACGAACAGCUCCUGUGACAUAAAGCGUGCGUGUGCGUGGGUACAGGGCUGAUGUGCCUGGGGAGAGCUCGGAUGGAAUUCCCCGUUCUUCGUGGCUGUGGUGUACAAACGCGGGAACUCGUGAAGUGACCCGCAGCUGGAGCAUCAGACGCUGGACUGGGCAGAGCAAAGAGCUGGCAGGACUAGUGAGAGUGAGGGAGCAUGGACGACCCGGGCGCCCAGAGCAGCCUGCAGAGGAAGAAGCCCCCAUGGCUCAAAGUGGACAUCCCCACCAUCCCAGUCAUGCCUGACCAAGGACCAACCAGCUCUCAGCCUCUGAAGUAUCUACGCAGUGUGAGCAUGCCCACAGCACCCCCCCAAACAUGCACCGCUUUGGAACCUCCCGCACACCUCCUCCGAUCCUCUUUGGAACGCCUUCCCUCCAUCACUCUCUCCAUCAAGAGGGUGCGAUUUAAGCGGGUGAACACAGUGCCCCCUAAAGGCCAGCGGGGGGCGAGGCGGGUGGCGACAGUCCGGAGGCGCUCCUGUGUGCCCAAAAUACAGACAAGGAGGCGAUCUUCUAUACCCAAACAGAUUAUGAGGGGCACGGCGGACUGGUUCGGGGUGGGUAAGGACAGCGACAGCAGCACCCAGAGAUGGAGGAGGAGGAGCCUACAGCACUGCAGCCACCUGUACGGAGGCCUGAAGGCGCAGGUGAUCAGGGACAUGAUGGUGAUCAGGGACAUGUCGGAGCUCCGCAGUCAGGACGACCUCUCCCUGGCCAGCACCGAGACCCCUCCCCCCCUGUACCUCCAACCGCCCCCUCACCCCUCCCACCAGCGCGAGGGCAUGCAGCGGAUAGUUGACCCUCUGGCACGGGGGCGGGCCUUCAGAAUGACGGAGGAAGUGGACGGCCUCGGAGUCCCGCAGACGCCCGUGACCCCGGGGACCGCCUCCCUCUGCUCCUUCUCCAGCUCACGCUCCAACCUCAACCGGUUACCACGGCGACGCAAGCGUGAAUCUGUCGCUGUCAUGAGCCUCAAGGCCGCAGCUGCACUCAUGAAGGGUCGCACUAUAGGUGAAGACACGGCCGGCAGAUGUCGCAAGCGGAGUUUCAUGCCCCCUAGUUUCUGUGAGGAUGACACUGUGGACUUCCCUGAUGACUUGGAUACUUCAUUCUUCGCCAGAGAGGGUCUGCAUGACGAACUGUCCAGUUAUGUUGAUGAAGUUUUCGAAACUCCAUCUGAGGCCAACAUCAACCAAACAGAAGAGACCGAGCUGACCGGGAGCCCCCUCGACCGCACUGCGCUGGAGAGAAGUCACCUCAUGCUGCCUCUAGAGCGAGGAUGGAGGAAAGCUAAAGAUGGCUCCUUGGUGCAGCCUAAAGUGCGAUUAAAACAGGAAGUGGUGAGCUCCGACCCGCGACAGAGAGGGCAGAAGAUCGUGGUACCGGUGAAAAAGCUAUUCGCCAAAGAGAAGCGUCCGUACGGGCUCGGCAUUGUGGGAAAACUCACCAACCGCACUUAUCGCAAACGCAUCGACAGCUACGUGAAGAGGCAGAUCGAGGAUAUGGACGAUCACAGGCCUUUCUUUUCCUACUGGAUCACAUUUGUGCAUUUGCUCAUCACGGGGUUGGCUGUCACCAUCUAUGGAAUCGCUCCGGUGGGAUUUUCACAACACGAAACUGUCGAUUCUGUAUUGAGGAACAAAGGAGUGUAUGAGAAUGUUCGAUUUGUGCAACAGCAGAACUUUUGGAUUGGUCCCAGCUCAGAAGACUUAAUCCAUCUAGGUGCUAAGUUUUCUCCGUGUAUGCGCCGAGAUGAGGAGAUCUACAGUCUGAUGCAGGAGAAGAAGGAGAAGGAGAGAGAGUCCGGAUGCUGUGUGAGAAACGAUCGCUCUGGAUGUCUGCAGACUUCUCAAGAGGAGUGCUCGAGUACUUUAGCAGUGUGGGUGAAGUGGCCUCAACACCCCAGCGCUCCCUAUCUGAAUGGUAAAGCGCGGCGGUACGGGGCAGUCUGCCAUCAGGAUCCCAGGAUUUGCCUGGAGCCGGCGUCGGUAUCACCUCACGAGUGGCCUGAUGACAUCACCAAGUGGCCAGUUUGUACAAAAUAUAACACUGGGAAUCACACCAAUCUUCCACACAUCGACUGCACCAUCACAGGCCGGCCCUGCUGCAUCGGAACUAAAGGACGAUGUGAAAUUACUUCCAGAGAGUACUGCGAGUUCAUGCACGGAUACUUCCACGAAGAGGCCACUCUCUGCUCACAGGUGGCGUGCAUGGAUGACGUGUGUGGUCUUCUGCCUUUUCUCAACCCGGAGAUCCCAGACCAGUUCUCCAGACUGUGGCUCUCGCUCUUCCUUCACGCCGGGAUCCUGCAUUGUCUGGUGUCAGUGCUGUUCCAGAUGACCGUGCUCAGGGACCUGGAGAAGCUCACCGGCUGGCUGCGUAUCUCCAUCAUCUACGUACUCAGCGGAAUCACCGGCAAUCUGGCUUCGGCCAUCUUCUUACCUUACAGAGCAGAGGUGGGGCCUGCGGGGAGUCAAUUUGGGAUCCUGGCCUGUCUGUUUGUGGAGCUGUUCCAGAGCUGGCAGAUUCUAGAGAGGCCUUGGUGUGCCUUUGCUAAGCUGCUGGCCAUUUCAGUCUUCUUCUUCUCCUUUGGUCUCCUGCCGUGGAUCGACAACUUUGCGCACAUCUGUGGUUUUGUAUCCGGGUUCUUCCUAUCCUUUGCUUUCCUGCCAUACAUCAGCUUUGGUCGCACAGACAUGUACCGCAAGAGGAUCCAGAUCUGUAUUUUCCUGCUCAUCUUCCUGGGCCUACUGUCCUCCCUGGCUGUCCUCUUUUACAUCUACCCCAUCAAGUGUGACUGGUGCGAAUACCUCACCUGCAUCCCCAUCACGGACAAGUUCUGUGAGAAGUACGACCUCAAUGCCCACCUGCUCUGAGUUUGACUUUUGACCUAUAACCUCAGGGCGGGGACAACAUCUGCAGGAUGAGAACAUGCAGCUACUGCUCAGACUGUUGUUAGACUGACUUUACAUUUUCAUAGUUGUUAUGGUAUUAUGAAGAACACAUUAAUGUGUACAUUAAUGUUAAUAUGCACUGACUGUUUAAAGGAAAACAGAGAAGUUGCACGAGAAAGUAAAUAAUGAACGAUGAGUGUGAUCAGUUAGCAGCUGGUCUAUCUCUUACAAAACACUGCCCUCUAGCGGUGAAAAGGGCAUCGAACGCUUAAGUAAUUUUGCAUUUAAUCCUUUGGGCAGGCCUGUUUACUGUAUAAUGUGCCUUCCAAAUUAUUUGUAUGCACUUAAUGUUGUGUUAAACCACGUAGCCUAACUUUAAAGCACAUUGGUGGAUGUAGCCUAUUUUCUUUACUGUCUGGUACAAAGUGAAUAUAGUUUUAGUUACAAAUUUUGUAUGUGUUUUUGUAAUGAAGGCAAUGCAUAAUUAUGGUUGCGUUUUAGCUACCUUUUAUUAAACACAA